CAUUCCAAAAAUCUAUACCAUGCAUUCCUUGGGUAUAAAAGUCGGUGGACUGAAAAAUAAUUCAAGCACCUCAGGACGAACUGAGAGUCCUGCCACCUGGUGGGUAAAUUUGAGAUCCGUAGUCAGCAUACAUCAUGUAAUAAUAUAUCCCACGGCUGGAAAUCAGCCAAGAGAUUUUCAAAACAAGUUCGCCUCCAGAUUUCAAGGAUUUCAUCUAUACAUUUCAAGCACAACAAACAGACUUGAUGGUCACUUAUGCUUCCACGACACAACCAACAACAAUUCCACAAUACCAGCAGUUGUCAAUAUUACGUGCCCUGUACACGGACAAUUCGUCAUCUACUACAAUAAGAGACCACAAAACUCAUAUUCUGCAAGUCGGUUUUCUGAUGAUGAUUUCAAUGCCUUUUGCAAAGUGGAAGUGUUAGGCUGCAAAUCCUCUAAAUUCUAUGGAUCAAACUGUUCACUUCCGUGUCCCAGCAACUGCUUACAUCCUUACUGUCACAUCGAAACGGGAGCCUGUCAUGAAUGUAAACUCCGAUAUAUUGGGCAUCAUUGUAGACUGGAAAAGGAAAUUGUUGACGAAAAAUAUCUUUGGCUAUAUAUUGCUCUCGGAGUCCUCAUCACUUAUGUAGUAGCUAUUGUUCAUCUUACUCCAUUCCCUGCAUAAGAAACGACUGUGAUACGAGAAAACAAUACAAGCUGUAUGUUAUUCUGAACAAUUUAAUGUUAACAGUUCAGAAGUAAUGACAGAAAAAUAUGAUAAUGACGGAAUCUUAUCAAAAUUGAUGUUAGAUCGGCUUGCAUAUUCGCUACACAAACAUCUACAACAUCCCAUAGAGGGUCACCUUAGAGAUCAAAGACUUACACUGUACUCGCUUCAACAGUUGAGCAUUGAUUUUGCAAGAGGUAAUUUUAUUUGUUGAUAUAAUUUAAUCUCAGACAUGACCCUUGAUGGAAUAUUGUUAGAUGUUUGUGUGGCGAGUAUGCUAGUGAAUCUAACAUCUACUUUUAAGUAGAUUGAUAAUUAUGGUUCGAUAAGUAAAACGAAGAUGGAAUCCAUAUUCACUUGUCGAAAAUGCAGUCGUGUCUAAUACUGUGCAGA
Molecule: messenger RNA, 1105 nt
Organism: Saccostrea cuccullata (small rock oyster)
Lineage: Eukaryota; Metazoa; Mollusca; Bivalvia; Ostreida; Ostreidae
Exons: 5
Coding region: 20-670 (216 amino acids)
Source: RefSeq, a predicted model, not a curated record